Molecule: messenger RNA, 1532 nt
Organism: Frankliniella occidentalis (western flower thrips)
Lineage: Eukaryota; Metazoa; Arthropoda; Insecta; Thysanoptera; Thripidae
Exons: 5
Coding region: 328-1350 (340 amino acids)
Biological process (GO): transcription by RNA polymerase III
Cellular component (GO): transcription factor TFIIIC complex
Source: RefSeq, a predicted model, not a curated record
UCUGACCGACCGACCCGACCCGAAAGAAAAAUAAAGAGAAAAAGAGGAAUCUUGACUUGAACUUGAUCAAGGCUCUCGAAUGUUAGAAGGCCUGUAAACUAUAGUGUCAAAGAUCAUUUUUGUAAACAAAGGUACACAGGUGCAGUGGAGGUUAGUCUUCCAAUUUGCCGGAAAAGAGAAUACCCAAAUGACUGACAGUUUGGUAUGUCAAUACUAAUGAUAUUGACACUUCAACUUCAUCUUAUUCCUUGCAACUAAAUUUUACUUCAAACAUCGGUGGAGCCUGUCAGAAAAUCUGUGUUUGCUCAUUUGUCUGCUGCGUCUUCCAUGGAAUCUUUUAAUUUAUCACUUGAUGAUGAUCAUGUGCAUUCAAAUCCUGAUAAAAUGGAGAUAUCAGGACAUGUUUCUCCUGAACCUAACUACUGUGAGCCAUCAACAUCAUUUGUAGCGGACAGUCCAUUUUCCUUGCCUGCAAAUCGUCUUUCAACUAACGACCAACCUCACAAUGAACCAAAAGACAGCCAAAGCACAAGAAUUACGGAGAAGAAAACAAUGGGAUCGACAGCACAUUUUAAAACUCCACUAUCUGUACCCAGUUCUUCUAAACCAUCUUCAAAGCAGACAUUCUCUUCCUCUAAAGUACAAAUUAUGGGUCGCUCCACACCUAGAAGUACAAAGACUGCAGCCUCACCAAAAAAAAAUCCUACUGUGAAGAUUGCAUCUUUUGCAAAAGCAUCGGCAGUGGAUCGUCUUGCACCAACUUCUGCUAGUUCCUUAGAUAAACCAUCAGUACCUUCUCAUUUCAUGUCUCAAAACAAUCCUGGAGGAUCUAAACAGCUAAUUACCCAAACAUCUUUGCCAACCCCUGCACUUAAUUCAGCUCUUAGGUCAUUCUUCAAUUAUGCCUCUCAGUCUGAGGCAAGUCCUUCUACUGAUGCUAGCCAUUCAGAUGAAGAAGAUGAAGAUGAAGAUGAGGUUGACGAGAAUAUUGAAGAGGAGGAGAUACUAGUUUACAUGCAGUUUGAUACUAAAUUAGAUAGUGAUCUUUUACAAUCUCAUACUCCAUUUAAAAUUAUUGGCAUUGAUUCAGAUAAACCUGUUCUUCAGCUUGGAAAUCAGGUCUUUCAAGGGAAUUGGAGUGACACUAUUGGAACCGCUGUAUUCUUUGAAGAAAAUCCCAGUGCAUCAUCUGGUGAUCCAGUAUUCACUAAAAACCCUCCUUCAACAUUAAACUACCACAGCAAAACUCAAAAAUCGUUGGUCAUGUCCCGUAUCUUUGUCAAACCAAAAGAACAAGAUGAAGAUGGUGCAGCUAUGGUUCCUAUGGCAAUUGUUGAAGUUCCUCCUUGAAGCAGCAAUUAUUUUCAACUGUUACAUUUGCCUUUGAUCAUCAAUGAUAGAAGGAAGUAAGUAGAAGUAGAUUGUAUUCCAAAUUCCAGCAUUGCCAAAUCUUCUCUAGAAAAUGUUUUCCUCUUUUUUUAAGGUUUUCCUGUUGUUUUUUUUAAAAAAUAAGUUGGAUUUGGGAAAAUUAA